Myotis davidii is the source of this 2426-nucleotide messenger RNA. RefSeq names its product oxidative stress induced growth inhibitor 1 (gene OSGIN1). Gene Ontology annotation, molecular function: oxidoreductase activity; malonyl-CoA decarboxylase activity. The coding region runs from base 67 to 2109 and encodes 680 amino acids. Lineage: Eukaryota; Metazoa; Chordata; Mammalia; Chiroptera; Vespertilionidae. Gene Ontology annotation, biological process: fatty acid biosynthetic process. The record is from RefSeq and is a predicted model, not a curated record. The transcript is spliced from 11 exons.
CCAGGGCCGCCCCGACCCCCUGGCACCGGGGACAGCCCGGGUCGCGCCCUCCUUUGCAUCCAGGAAAUGAAUGGUGUGCUGAAAGGCAUGCUCACGGAGUGGUUUUCUUCGGGAUUCCUAAACCUCGAACGGGUGACCUGGCAUUCGCCAUGUGAAGUGCUUCAGAAAAUCAGUGAGUCUGAGGCUGUGCACCCUGUAAAGAAUUGGAUGGAUAUAAAACAACGUGUCGGACCAUACAGAAGAUGUUACUUCUUUUCUCACUGUUCCACCCCCGAGGAGCCCCUGGUGGUCUUGCAUGUGGCGCUAACCAGUGACAUCUCCAGCAACAUUCAGUCUAUCGUGAAGGAGUGUCCUCCGGCAGAAACAGAGGAGAAGAACAAAAUCGCCGCCGCCAUAUUUUAUUCCAUCAGUCUGACCCAGCAAGGCCUGCAGGGGGUGGAGCUGGGGACCUUCCUCAUAAAGCGCGUGGUGAAGGAGCUGCAGCAGGGUGACACUGGCAGGCCGGGCCCUAACUUCCAUGAUGCAAGGAAAGUUUACACAUCCAAAGCACUGGGAAGUUGCAAACCAGAGCCCUGGGAUGGGGAAGUGAAGCCAGCGACAUGGCUGCUGGGGAAAGAUGCAGACUGUGCAAGAGGUCAGCUGCCAGCGCCAAGCCCCCCGCCAGCUGCAGCCAUGAGCAACUGGAGGAAGGACCACCUGGGUGCCAGCAGCUCAGAGCCCCUCAAGGUCAUCAUUAUUGGCAAUGGUCCCUCUGGCAUCUGCCUGUCCUACCUGCUCUCCGGCUACACCCCCUACGUGAAGCCCGAUGCCGUCCACCCACAUCCCCUGCUGCAGAGGAAGCUCUCCGAGGCUCCGGGGGUCUCUAUCCUGGACCAGGACCUGGAUUACCUGUCUGAGGGCCUCGAAGGCCGGUGCCAGAGCCCUGUGGCCCUGCUCUUUGACGCCCUCCUGCGUCCAGACACAGACUUUGGGGGGAACACGGAGUCCGUCCUCACCUGGAAGCUCCAGAAGGAGCGAGCCAUCCCCCACGUGGUCCUGGGCCGGAACCUGCCUGGGGGAGCCUGGCAUUCCAUUGAAGGCUCCAUGGUGACCCUGAGCCAAGGCCAGUGGAUGGGGCUCCCGGACCUGGAAGUCAAGGACUGGAUGCGCAGGAAGCGCAGAGGUCUCCGUAACAGCCGCGCCACGGCCGGGGACAUCGCUCACUACUACAGGGACUACGUGAACAAGAAGGCUCUGGGCCAAAGCUUUGUGUCCGGCGCCGUGGUCACGGCCGUGGAGUGGGGGAUCCCCGAGCCCAGUGGUUCCGGGGCCCAAGCCCCCAGCCCCCUCUUCCAGGUGAGCGGCUUCCUGACCACCGAGGACCAGAGCCAGCAGCCCUUCUCCCUGUGCGCCCACAACGUGGUCCUGGCCACGGGCACGUCCGACAGUCCGGCCCGGCUGGGCAUCCCCGGGGAGACCCUGCCCUUCGUCCACCAUGAGCUGUCGGCCCUGGAGGUGGCCAUCAGGGCGGGCACAGUGACCCCAGAUUCGGACCCGGUCCUCAUCAUCGGCGCUGGGCUGUCGGCGGCCGACGCGGUGCUCUACGCGCGCCACUACAACAUCCCCGUGAUCCACGCCUUCCGCCGGCCUGUGGAUGACCCGGGCCUGGUCUUCAACCAGCUGCCCAAGAUGCUGUACCCAGAGUACCACAAGGUGCACCAGAUGAUGCGCGAGCAGUCCAUCCUGUCGCCCAGCCCCUACGAGGGCUACCGCAGCCUCCCCGAGCACCAGCUGCUGCUCCUCAAGGAGGACCGCCAGGCGCUGUUCCAGGACCCCCAGGGCCUCCACAAGGUCUUCGGCCUCUCCCUGGUGCUGGUCCUCAUCGGCUCCCACCCCGACCUCUCCUUCCUCCCGGGGGCAGGCGCCCACCUCGCCGUGGACCCUGACCAGCCUCUGAGCGCCAAGCGGAACCCCAUCGACGUGGAGCCCUUCACCUACCAGAGCACACAGCAGGAGGGCCUGUACGCUGUGGGGCCGCUGGCCGGGGACAACUUUGUGCGGUUUGUGCAGGGCGGGGCCCUGGCCGUGGCCAGCUCCCUGCUGAGAAAGGAGGCCAGGAAACCACCUUAGCCCUCAGCCGCGCAUCCUCACACCCAGGCCCUAAAGAGGAGGGGAGAUCACCACAGCCCUGCCGGACACAGACGCCCCGUGAGGGAAGGGGCCUCUCCCAGCAGGAGACAGGAGUAGCCAUGAGCUCAUGCAACAGGCUCCUCAGAUGAAGAGUGGGGAACCCAGGCUACAGACUCAGACCAGAGCUCAGGGCCGGAAGUACGGCCCAGAUCUGCAACUUGGGGUGGAAGGUGCCAGUGUGAGCGGGGACCAUCGGGGUCUGACUCCGGACUCCCUCCUUCCAAAAUCAGGUCCCAAAUAAAACCAGCACCUGCCUC